AUGACGCAAAAGUCGCGGGCGGAGGAGGCGGUGGGGGCGUGGCCCUCCCCCGCUGCGCGCGCCCCCGACGACCCGGAGUUCGUGGCGCCCAUCCAGAACCUGACGACGCCCGUCGGCCGGGAGGCCGUCUUCGUCUGCUCCGUCAACAACCUCGGCAAGUACAAGGUGGGAUGGCUGCGAGCAGAGGACCAGACGGUGCUGACCCUCCACGACAAGGUGGUGACGCACAACGCGCGCAUCACGUCCACGCACGACAACCAGCGCACGUGGCGGCUGCACAUCCGGCACGUCAAGGAGACGGACCGCGGCUGCUACAUGUGCCAGAUCAACACCAGCGUCAUGAAGAAGCAGCUCGGCUGCCUCGACGUGCACGUGCCGCCGGACAUCGUGAACGACGAGACGAGCACCGACCUGGCGGUGCAGGAGGGCGAGAACGCGACGCUGGUGUGCCGCGCCACCGGACACCCGCCGCCGCGCAUCGCCUGGAGGCGUGAGGACGGACAGCCCAUCCUGCUGCGCCGCGGCCCGCGCGACUCCAUCAAGGUGGACACGUACAACGGGAGCACGCUGCCCUUCUGGCGCAUGGACCGCCGCCAGAUGGGCGCCUUCCUGUGCAUCGCCUCCAACGACGUGCCGCCCGCCGUCAGCAAGCGCGUCACGCUCAACGUCAACUUUGCGCCAUCGGUGCGGGUUCCUAACCAGCUGCUGGGAGCGCCUCUGGGGACUGACGUGCAGCUCGAGUGCUUCGUGGAGGCCUUCCCCAACACCAUCAACUACUGGGUCAAGAACCGCGGCGAGAUGUUGCUAGACGGGCCCAAGUACGCGAUCCGCGAGAGCCGGGCUUCCUACAAGUCCUACAUGUGGCUGGUGAUCCGCAGCUUCAGCCGGUCGGACAUCGGAACCUACAACUGCGUCGCCACCAACUCGCUGGGGCGGGCAGAGGGUACCCUCCGACUAUACGAGAUUAAGGUGUAUCCUGGCAUCUCACGAGGGUCACUCGGCAGCCAUGUAUCCAUACCUGGAGGCGUGGCGGAGGCAGCUCGGGACAAGGAUUCGUCUCGAGAUGAGGACAGCGCGGAGCAGUCGGCAGGCACCUCGGGAGCCGUCCAGGUGUCGGGGGCGGCAGCGGGGGCGUUGCUGCUGGCCGUGGCGGCGGCGGCAGUGGUGGUUCUCAGCUGACACGGCGGCCUCGGGGACGUCUAAUGUCCGCGGUGGGCAGCGUGCCAACUGGAACUCUCUGCUCCAGCGACUUUGCUCCGCUAUACGAGGAGGUCCAGGCGCUGGCAGCGGAAACACAGUGAAUCCCGAAACUGUACGUGCUUUGGUGGGCACGCUGAGAGACUCGAGCAAUUCCUUAGCACUUCGGCUUAUACCUAACCGACUAGACUCCAUUCUGCUGUUUUCUGUGUGGUGACGAGUAUUUGUGAGCGUUGUAAACUGUCUUUAAGUGAGAAAAUUGAGCCCUUACGCAAACAGGAACACGUUUCCUUAGGGAAGCUAAUUUUGACUCCGUUACCUAUUUGCAAUACAUCGAA
Schistocerca piceifrons (Central American locust) is the source of this 1535-nucleotide messenger RNA. Its product is annotated as lachesin-like. Lineage: Eukaryota; Metazoa; Arthropoda; Insecta; Orthoptera; Acrididae. The record is from RefSeq and is a predicted model, not a curated record. The transcript has 9 exons. Gene Ontology annotation, cellular component: neuron projection. Bases 1 to 1179 code for a protein of 392 amino acids.